AUGAUGAAAAAAAGCGCACGCUUGUGGCAAGGAAUUCAGCCUGAGCUUCAUCGCUACUCUCACGCGACAUUUCAUGAAGGAACGCAUAGACAGGCCCCUGGCGACUCUACGCCGUGGCGUGAUGUCUCUUCACCAGUCAACAGGUUCCGCGCGUGGUGGUUGGCGCCGGCGGCCAAAGGAAGUGUUAUCGCUGCCUGGUGCUUAACAUGUGUGAUCAGCGCAUAUUGCUUCAGCAUUCAACAAGAUGCAAAAGGGACUUACCUUCUGAAUAAUGUUCUGCUUCGCAAUUUGCACGAAGAGUCACAGAGAGCUAACGCCAACGAGGGACGCGCGGGUGAGCUACAAGAGGCGAUGCGGCAGUAUCUUUCGGAGGAAAAGAGCCGCAAGCGAAGCGCCGCCAAGCUGGAGGAGUAUGUGGCGUCUAGCGAAAAGAUGAAAGCCGGGAUUGUGAAUUAUGAGUUAGAACUGGUACGAGAGCGAGGAAGAGCCGAUGCCACACACGAGCGUAAUCAGCAGUUACUGAAGGAACUGAUGUCUGUGCGACGAGAAAUGGCGCAGGUUCAGAAGGACAACGCGACUUUGGCUAUGGAGGUAGAGAAAUUGCAGCGGUUACUGAAGCGUGUCGGUCAGCUAUAA
Leishmania mexicana MHOM/GT/2001/U1103 is the source of this 636-nucleotide messenger RNA. RefSeq lists its product as hypothetical. Bases 1 to 636 code for a protein of 211 amino acids. The record is from RefSeq and is a predicted model, not a curated record. The transcript has a single exon. NCBI's taxonomy places the organism in Eukaryota, Euglenozoa, Kinetoplastea, Trypanosomatida, Trypanosomatidae.